UCUUUGACGAUAAUCGUGGCCGCCACACUCAAAAAUGGCAUCGGCAAGAAUGGCACAUUGCCAUGGCCUAUGGUCAAGAAGGACAUGGCAUAUUUUGCCAGCGUCACGAAGCGCGUGCCAGCAACUACACCAGAUGGCUCAGCUGACCCGCGUCGCAACGUGGUCAUCAUGGGUCGCAAGACAUGGGAGAGUAUUCCCAAGAAGUUUCGUCCACUGAAAGACCGAACCAACGUCGUCAUCAGCUCGCAGACGCGCGAGCAACUUCAACCAAUUCCGGAUGAUGUCGUGGUAGCAGCCAGCAUCCCAUCAGCGCUACAUGACCUCGGUACGCGCAUCCAGGCGGGAUUUUUGCCGCCGCUUGGUCGGGCGUUUAUCAUUGGCGGCACCAGCAUCUAUCAGGCGGCGCUACAACUACCACAGACAGAUCGAAUUCUCUUGACGAGAAUAUCAAAGGAAUAUGAUUGUGACACUUUCUUUCCGGACGUUCUGAAUGAUGCUAAGCCAACCACUGGUCGAUGGAAUCUAGCGAGCCAUGCCGUCCACGAGAAAUUCGUCGGCGAAGCGGUCGAACAUGGCCCCGAGUCUCACGCUGUGGGCGACGAACGAAUUGAACUUGAUUUUCAACUAUACGAGCGCGAC
This is a messenger RNA of Dissoconium aciculare CBS 342.82, 639 nucleotides long. RefSeq lists its product as uncharacterized. Gene Ontology annotation, molecular function: dihydrofolate reductase activity; NADP binding. The annotation marks the transcript as partial. Gene Ontology annotation, biological process: dihydrofolate metabolic process; tetrahydrofolate biosynthetic process; glycine biosynthetic process. Lineage: Eukaryota; Fungi; Ascomycota; Dothideomycetes; Mycosphaerellales; Dissoconiaceae. The record is from RefSeq and is a predicted model, not a curated record. The transcript has a single exon. Gene Ontology annotation, cellular component: mitochondrion.